AUGUACUCGAUGCAGCUGCACAACAUGACCAUCUUGGACUACUGGUUCAUGUUCCACUACCUGCACUCACAAGAUGGUCCCGCAGCGUCCUCGUGGUACAUCAACUACUGCGGCCCUAACACAAGUGUCCCACAUUCGGCCGCGACGCACUACGCGGUGAGUGACAGCUACGGCUACCACCCGGUAGCUCUGCACGCCGACCCACUCAUAGAUGUCCUCCGGGAUCCAUGUCAUAAAUCGUACCCAAGCUCUAGUACAUUGUUGGGCCGUCCGGCAUCGAGCUCGACGAUGUCAGACGCGAAGCAGCGCGUGGCGCCGCCGCUAACGCCUGCUGUCGCCGAUCUCCGCAUCCAUCUUGGAUUCACUCGUCCUGGAGGCAGGCGCCCCAAUUCUAUUCCCGUUGGGCAUUGGUGGUCGGACGACAGCAUUUCUGUAACUUGUGCUAUCGGGAGAUGUCUUGGCGUGCUGUUCCAAGAUCCUGGAUACACCAGGUUAAAUUAUAUUGAUCCACUGUAUGAUACACAGCGAGCCACCCACAAGAGUCCACCCGAACCAAGCCGUGGAUGUCCGAUGUCCUCGAGCUCCGUUCUCCACAGAGACAACAUCCACAGAAUUGUACCCGGCCCGGGCGGAAAUGGCCCUGGUGAUUGGUCACUUCUGCUACUGCGAACCAAUGAUCAUCGAGCAGGGUCUCUGUUGACACCUCGAUCAAAUCGAUCGCAGGUGGAGCCCGGCAUUGAAGAGAUCGGGCCUCCCUAA
Messenger RNA from Postia placenta MAD-698-R-SB12, 759 nucleotides. RefSeq lists its product as hypothetical. The transcript is spliced from 6 exons. Lineage: Eukaryota; Fungi; Basidiomycota; Agaricomycetes; Polyporales; Adustoporiaceae. Bases 1 to 759 code for a protein of 252 amino acids. The record is from RefSeq and is a predicted model, not a curated record.